Dermacentor andersoni is the source of this 2340-nucleotide messenger RNA. RefSeq names its product folylpolyglutamate synthase, mitochondrial-like. NCBI's taxonomy places the organism in Eukaryota, Metazoa, Arthropoda, Arachnida, Ixodida, Ixodidae. Gene Ontology annotation, cellular component: mitochondrion; cytosol; cytoplasm. Gene Ontology annotation, biological process: tetrahydrofolylpolyglutamate biosynthetic process. Gene Ontology annotation, molecular function: tetrahydrofolylpolyglutamate synthase activity; ATP binding. The record is from RefSeq and is a predicted model, not a curated record.
UUAUAGUGAGCAAGAGUACUGUCAUAGUAUGCUGUUACUCCAUACCAUAGCCUCCUAGAGUUAUCUAGGAGGUUAUGUCCAUGCCAUGCAUGAGUCCAUGCAUCGUUGUAAGUGUUCUGUGGUUGUACGUACACGAGGGCGUGAUAAAAGAUAAGGGCGAACUGACGUAGGGAGUUGAGGAAAUGUCGAUUGUGGGGUGAGCAGCAGUCGACGAUCACUCAGGGACGGGCUGGACGGGCGGUGGGCUAAGGAGGGAGGCACGUUUAGCACAGCAUUGGUUUGCUGCGCCACUUUUGGUUUUGCUGUGUUGGCUAGUCUGGAAUGAGAAACCUGCUCUGCCGCCUGAUGAUGGUGAAGCCAACUCAUGUUAGAACUCUCUGUGAAGUUCCAUCCAAGCCAAAAUCGACCGUCUCGACUAAACGGUGCUAUGAGGAUGCAGUGUAUGCCCUGAAUAACCUCCAGAGCAAUGAAGCUACUCUGAAAAAAUCGAUGCAACACCCACCCAAUGCAUUCCUCAAGUCAAGGCGAAUGCCUGAGCACCUGCAGGCUGUUGGGCUAAAGGUAUCAGAUCUUGAUGACCUCAAGAUAAUCCAUGUGGCUGGAACAAAAGGGAAAGGGUCAACAUGUGCUUUCGCUGAAUGUAUUCUCAGACAACAUGGCUUUAAAACGGGUCUCUACACUUCUCCGCACCUUGUGGCAGUUCGAGAAAGGAUCAGAAUAAAUGGGAAACCACUGUCUGAAGAUGCUUUUGCGAAGUACUUUUGGGAUGUUUACCACAACUUAAAAGCCAAGGAGGGAGCAAACAUUCCAGCCUACUUUCAAUUCUUGACUGUAAUGGCAUUCAAGGUAUUCAUCAUGGAAAAAGUUGAUGUGUUGGUGCUUGAAGUAGGUGUUGGUGGCGAAUAUGAUUCCACUAAUGUAAUAAGGCAUCCUACUGUGGUUGGCAUCACAUCCUUGGGGUUGGAUCAUACACGUGUGCUAGGCUCAAGCCUGCAGGAAAUUGCUUGGCAAAAAAGUGGCAUUUUCAAGAAAGGCUGCCCAGCCUUUUCACUUCCCCAACCAGAGGGCGCAUUUGAGGUGCUCCAGGAGAGGGCGCAGGAGAGGGGGUGUUCACUCAGCUUAGCACCACCACUUCUGACAUAUGAAUGCGAAUUACCACUCCACCAACUGGGUAUACCAGGGGAGCCACAGCAGGCAAAUGCAUCCCUUGCCCUGCAGUUGUGCAAGACUUGGCUUUCGAAACAUUGCUCAUCAAGCUCUGCAGUCAGAAAACAAGCGACAAGGGAUGCUGCUCAACAGAAAUGGCUACAGGACCAGAAUUUACCUUUUAUUGCUGCCCCUUUCCCGAUAUCAAAGUUAAUGGCUAAAGGUCUUGAGCAGUGCCGGUGGGCUGGUAGGUGUCAGGUAGUUCCUGCUGGAGAAGGCAUGACACUGUACUUGGACGGUGCGCACACAGAGGAGUCUGUGCAUUACUGUGUACGCUGGUGGCGGGAAGCUGCAGCCACUGAACAAUGCACCCUGGGCCCAAGGAUUCAGGUUCGCCGUGUGCUUCUAUUCAACUGCAUGGGGGACCGGCGGCCUGAAGUUCUGCUCUCCUAUUUAGCAGACGAACCCUUUCAUGUAGCUAUCUUCACUCCUAAUCGCAUCACCAUAAACAAGAGCCCAUACUCGGACCAAAGUGACUUUACUGUGGAGAAGUGCACAGAGAUGGCUAGAUGCAAAUCCAACAUGCGCAUCUGGUGUCACUUACUCUCAAGCCUGCAAGAAGAAGAGAUGCUUGGUGUUGGCAGCCCGACCUGUCCGCCAAGCAUCAAGGGAAACCCUGAAGACUCUUGCAUUGUCUUUCCCAGCAUCUCGGAUGUCAUGACCUGGCUCCGGGAGCAGCAGAUGGCUGCCAGGCAGUUGACCCCUUCAUGCCACAUACAGGUUUUGGUAACCGGAAGCCUUCAUCUAAUUGGUGGAGUAAUGCGCCUACUGGAUCCCAAACUUGCAUUGCUCUAGUAGUGCGAAUCAGAAGUCAGUAGCAAAUCUUUAGCUGCAAGAAACUGUACAAGCAUAGCAUUUCCUUUAGAAGAGGGCACAUUUUAUGAAUUGCAUUUCUUACCUUCUAUACAACACCAAAGGUAUUGGUAUACCUUGUACCAUGAAUGCAUUUACUGGUACUUACUGAAAGGUAUCUACUUUUAAGUUACAUUGUCAAUAGUAUUACCACUAUGCGACAGUUUUAACAUGAACUUGUGCCUUCAUGAAGCUCUAGUUCAGUUGACAUGUUUGUAAGCAUUGUUAGCUGUCUGCUGUCUGCUGAGUACUGCAUUAAAAAAAAAGAUGUUACUUCUUGUA